Messenger RNA from Protopterus annectens (West African lungfish), 2477 nucleotides. Its product is annotated as gamma-glutamyl hydrolase-like. Bases 127 to 1080 code for a protein of 317 amino acids. Gene Ontology annotation, biological process: tetrahydrofolylpolyglutamate metabolic process. The record is from RefSeq and is a predicted model, not a curated record. The transcript has 9 exons. Gene Ontology annotation, molecular function: gamma-glutamyl-peptidase activity. Gene Ontology annotation, cellular component: vacuole. NCBI's taxonomy places the organism in Eukaryota, Metazoa, Chordata, Ceratodontiformes, Protopteridae.
CAACUUUCUGCUGGCUGCUGUGACUGAGGUCAGUGAAUGUGCUGAAAGUAAAUAUUUUCUCUGGCAGUAGUUCAGUACAACAAGCUAACCUGCACGGACGGCCUGUCUGCAUAAAUCAGCUGAAAUAUGUUUCGCACUCGGACAAUUUUGAUCUGUGUUCUUUUACAGUAUUCUUGCUGCCUUUCAGUACCAUAUCAAGAAAAGAAAGAAAUAAAUGACAGGCCUAUUAUUGGUAUUCUUGCUCAAGAAACAACAGAUAAAGACUUAAUACGGUUUGGAAAUACCUACAUUGCUUCUUCCUAUGUCAAGUUUCUGGAGUCUGCAGGUUGCAGAGUUAUGCCAGUCAGAUUGAAUCUGUCAUUAUCUGAAUAUGAAGAGAUAUUCAUGUCAAUAAAUGGCAUCCUGUUCCCCGGAGGAGCUGUGAAUUUGCAGACUUCAGAAUUUGCGAAAACCGCUAAGAUUUUUUAUGAUUUAGCAAUAAAGUCAUAUGACUCUGGAGAUUAUUUUCCAAUCUGGGGAACUUGUCUUGGAUUUCAGCUACUAACAGUACUAACAGCAGGACAGAACUUACUCAGCAAGACAAACAGUGAAAACAUUUCUUUGCCACUAAACCUGACAGAAGCUAUUCAGUCAAGCAAAAUGUUCCAAGACUUUCCUCCUGAAAUACUGAAAGCUCUUUCUAAGGAGGACCUCACAGGAAACUUUCAUCAUUAUGGACUUCUGACACAGACCUUUCGAAAUUGUGGAAAGCUGAAGGAUUUUUUUACCAUACUCUCAACUAACAAGGAUAGAAAUGGAGUAGACUUUGUAUCCACAAUAGAAGGCACAAAAUACCCAAUUUAUGGAGUACAGUGGCAUCCUGAAGUCAAUCGCUUCCAGUGGGAGAAGGAUCUGGCAUUUCCACACAGUGUAAAUGCAGUCCAACUGUCCUAUUUGAUGUCUAACUUCUUUGUGAAUGAAGCAAGGAAGAGCUUCCAUCACUAUCCAAGUACUGAAAAAGAAAAUGCAGCUCUAAUUUAUAACUACAACCCUGUGUACGUGGGAAAUUUCUCCAGUUACUUGCAAGUGUAUUUCUUUUAGAUCCAAAAGCUGUGGUGCUGGAUAUUAUUCGACUUCAGUCUGGAUAUGGACAUUUAAAGAAGCUGCUAGUACACUGUGGUCAUUAUUACCUUUGUUUAUCGACAGUUAAUCAACAGCAAAUAUCGCUUCCUGAAAAUAUUAGGUGAACUGAAGAUAUGGAGGAAAUAUCCAGACUGAGGUUGUCAUGGAGUAACAUAAAAGUCAUACUUGAGGCAACUUCAUACGGUGGGAGACUCACAGAUAAACUGGUACAUCUUCUGUAGGUGCAAUCCUUAACCUGUUAUACUUCAUUACAGCUUGUAGGACAAGAAAGGGCUGACAGCAUGAGUCGUGUACAUCAGCCAUUUUUGCAAAACUGAUUUAUGCUAUGCAAACUGCUACCUACUAAAAGAAAAUAUGAAGUGCUUUGUAAAUCGCACUUUUUUCUAUGUAUAACAACUUGUCCUCUUUACUGAAAUACUCCUGUUCUUAAUCACCACUACCAAACCUUCCACAUGUGGGAAUUACUUAAAUUGCUACACAGUCGAGGAUACCAACAGCAGUUCAUAGCUUGUUCUAAGUAACUUUUGCAGGUUCUUUUUUCUGCUAAAAAUAAUGCUGUUGUCUUCCUUUACAUUGUGAGACUUGUAGUUAUGUUGACUCUCCAUUCAUUUUCAUGCAUAGUUUCUCAUAUUUAUUACAUCUGCUGAAGCAAAGAAGCUUCUACCCGUUGACUAAUUUUGUGCAAACCCACUGUUUUUGUAAACGUUCAUGUACAGCAUAUGUAAUAUACAGUGAUGUAUCAUCAGUGUCCCUUUUUUGUCUGUAAGUUAUUUGCAAAAUAAUGCAUCUGUUGGCAUCUUGUCCACUUUAAGCUUCUGUUACAAUGCUUUUUAUUUGUUAGAUUUGUUUUUUUUUUUUUUUUUGGUCACCUCACCCCAUCCAUUUUUCUCAUAUUUAUUACAUCUGCUGAAGCAAAGAAGCCUCUACCCGUUGACUACUUUUGUGCAAACCCACUUUUUUUGGUAAAGUUCAUGUACAGCAUAUGUAAUAUACAGUGAUGUUAAGUCAUAUCAUCAGUGUCCCUUUUUUGUCUGCAAGUUAUUUGCAAAAUAAUGUAUUUGUUGGCAUUUUGUCCACUUUAAGCUUCUGUUACAAUGUUUUUUAAUUGUUAGAUUUUUUUUUUUUUUUUGUCACCUCACCCCACUCAUUUCUGGUUACAGUACAAUGUAUUUUUCUAUUUUUUGGAAUGUAUCUAAAAUAUACACACUGGUAUUCAUUUAAAAAAUAAAUAAAUUAAUAAAUGAAUCAUGAUUCUUAACUUGUGAGUGUGCAUAAGCAUUCUCAGAUCUGUGUUAAUAACAAAUGUAUAAUAUCUUUGAUGAACAUUAAAAAGACAGCAGCAUUUAUAAAAGCAA